CCCUGUCGAAAAGCAACCAGCUCCUGCAUAUAUGAAAAACCUCUUCUAAAUCUCUUUGACAUCUCAGCUACAAAACCUCCAACUCAAUAAUACAGAGACACUGAGAAUGGAAACAAAAGUUUUCAUCUGUGUUCUGUGUGCCUGUUUGGUCACACUUUUAGUUCAUAAGACAUCAUCAGCUUCAAUAAAUGAUGGCAUAUUUCUAUCAGACAAACCGACUGAGCAAGCACCUGUUAAUGGAAGUAAUUACGAUCAGAUGACUAACCAUACCCUAAAUACAAAUACAACCCAAGAAAGUAUGUCAGAAAAGACCAUUGCGCUGAAUCUUGCAGAGAAUGAUGGGAAACAAAACAACACACAAGACUCAAAGACAACUCAAGGUUUACAAAACCCCGAAGAUAUGUAAAGAUUAAAGACUGAGAACUGGAUAUCAACCUGUUAAACAGUCAACCCCUGAUAAAAUGGCAUGCUUUAAUGUUUGUUGAGCGAAUUACCUUUGUAUUGUAGGACAUAUAACAUCACAUGCAAAAGAUGUGCCUGUGUAAAUGUACAAGAAAAAUAAGAAACCCAACUCAUGACUGCUAUGCUACACAUGGAAUGAUAUAACAUCGAGAGUAAGCUAUUAUUGUAUUAGAGUAUAUCAAAAGAAGAGAAUUGCAAUUGUUUACGAAGUAAAUAUGAAAAAGUACACUGAUAAAAAAUAUUCUGCUUGAUUUACUUAAAUCUUGAAUAAAUUUAUUACGUAGAUCAGUCAAGACUAGUCUUUGUAAAAACUACUUAAAGUUUCUGUCUUUUGAAAGAAUAUAUACACAUAUACAGGAAGGGUUAAAUAACAAUUUUAUUAGCCUGUGUAUGCUUAUCAAAAGGUUAAAUGUUCAGUAUUUUGUGAUAAUGUCAAAAUAAUUUAAUUAACUCUCCAUUGGAAAAGAUGUACCUGGGAUAAAACUUAAUAACUAAUUUGGAAUCACAUCUCUAUAACUGUGAUAAUCCGUGGAUUAUUUGUUCUUAAAUAACAUAAUAUGAAAACUAUAUGAAGUAGCCAACAAGCCUACAAAACUACCAAUGUUAAGUGCCAAGAUCAUCUGAUUUAUAAUCUCUUGGGUAGAGGUUUAAACGCUAGGCCUAGACACUGUGAAUGGAGAAAUCAUAAAACCAAGAGGAUGUUGAUCAUUUAGGCCUAUGUCUUCUCACAUUCAUGUGUUUGUAUUUCUUGUCAAAUUACUUAAUAUACUGUCCAAAAUGAUAUCCCAUUUGUUAGUCAAAAAAGGAUUUGGACUUGUAUGGUUUGUACGAUUGUGUUUAAGAUGGGAUAACCAGACCAAUCCAGCAGAUAUAUUUCAGGGAUUAUUUUAACAUGCCCCUAAUCUAAUUUGACCUGAGACAGAGGAGACUAAUAAUUGCCUGACUAAUCCUUGCUUAUGGUUUUUAUAUUAUUAUUGUAUAUGUUUAGACUGAAACUUUAGAUUUUAUGUAUUAGAGUUAAUUUUGUGGAAGCUUGUGAUGAAUAAGCAGUGUCACCGUGGACAUGUUGACUGCAGUAAACACUGGACCACAACCUGCCCCUCGGGUCCUGGCCUGUCAUUCAGACACACACAAGAGAAGGGAGACAGAAGAAAGAGAGAGUGAUGGAGGAAGAAGAGGGGGGUCCUGGAGGAGCUAGUGACGUAUUCCCAGGCCCCAGCAUCUCCGCACUUCUAAGCAGCAAGUAAUGAGCUUAACCACACAGCUUCAGUGCAACGGGGUCAAUCGCUCGGAUUAUCACACUCCAAUUUGACAUCACAAUCCUCCGCACCUCUCUGUUUUUAUGUUCUUUUUUUGGAAACCUUUGAACCUUUUCUAACCUUGACCUUUCCUAAUUUUUUAUUUCCUUUCUAUGAUCUUUAUUCUUGUAGGUGAAAAUUGAUACAUUAAACUUUCACAGGUUCAGAGAGGACUGGCAGCUCAAAUAUGGACCGUAGUUCACUCUAGCUGAGACAAAGGGUGUAUAAGAGUUGUUGAGGUAGGGGGUGGAUGGUAGCUUUUGGAACAGGGAUUCACCUUUUUACCUUUGAAAACAUAACCCAAUGCCACUGUCCAGCAACAAGGUCGCUGACGAUGGAACUUCAGCACAGCCACUGCAAGAGGGGAAAGCAAUGGUGGACUCCCUCGUCAAGGUGGUGGCAUGUUAUCGGCACUUGGCCUCCUGUAUUGGUGGAUGCAUGGACAACUCCAGCCUAAGACGUGAUCUUCUGCAAACACGAGAGCGAGCUCAGACACUAGCGAUGUCCUGCCGAAACCACCUGACAGCUCGACUGAGGGAUAAAACAUUAGCGGAGGCUGAGAGGAAGGAAACAGAGCUGCUAUGGGUGGCAUUCUCCUCUUGUCUGGAGCUCUUACAUGCAGAUAUGUGCAAGGUUUUCACCAUGGUCAAGCACUUUUCCUUGGCCAACAACAGUACCAUGGUGCAAACAGGCAUACAGGGGGGGUCAACAGAGGUGGCAGCACGGGCUCUGAGCCUGCCUGACCUGCAGGAGGCAGGUGACGGGUCGCAGACGUCCAGCGUGGAGGGUCAGGAGCAGAGUCAGCUGGAGCAGGAGAUCGCACAGGUGGACCGUACGCUGGAGGACAUGGAGCUGAAGGUCAAUGUGCUGCGCUGGACAGUGGAGGCGCUGGGUCCUCAGAAUGGUGACCCCGUCAGCACUGACAGCGCUUCGCUAGCGCUGCUGUCCAUCGACGAAGAGGCAGCUCAGGGCUUUUGCAGUCGCAGCCAGAUGUUUGCAGCAAUGAUGCUGUGUGGUGUGGCAAUCUUUGCCGUGGUGCUGUCAGUGUGUGUGGUGUUCCUGAUCUGAAGUCUUAUCACUUGUCUUGUGUAGGCCUUUUUGUUUUUCCAAGGUCUCUUCAGCUGUGUUCAGCCAAACAUCAACAGUCUGUGUACUUAUUAACUAUGUAACAGUUUCUUACUGUUGAUCUCAACAGCCUGUGACUCCUUUUUAAAUCAAAAACAUUGCCAUUAAUUUUGAGUGUGUGAUCAUUUAUAGCAAAGGUAAGCAUGAAGAAUGAAUCUUCGGUCUAAAGCUGAAUUGUAAUGUGAAAUUUGGGCAAGUAGUAAAAUCUGAUUUAUAUACUGAUGUACUAUCAGGAUGCUGUGCAUAAACACAAGAUUGGUUUACUGCAGCUCAUGUUAUGGGCGUUUCAUAGGCUGGUUCAUCAUGUUGUACCUUCAGAACUUUGCUCAUCAUCUGUUUUCGUUUUUGAGCGAAUACAGUAUCAAAACUGUAAAACAUUUUAUCCUUUAUCUGUUACCUAGCAAAUGUGUACUGUCUUCUCAAAACAGCAUUAACCGAAACGCAUAGGGCUUUAAUAUGUUGUGCACAUGUUUUUAUCUAUUGUGGCUUUUAAUUAGGUUUAAUUAUGUAGUUUUGUAACUGGUGUAGAAACCUAUUACAAAAGCCAGAAACAAUAGAAUUGUUUGUUUUAAUAUGUAAAAUGUUAGUCAGUGCUACCUGAUAUUAAUACUCUAAUUACUAAUUAUAAACAAGAAGGAGUAAACUGAUAAUAAAAAAUAAUUAAUUUACAGGAAAAAAAUCAAAUAUUGUAAUUAGCCUACCUCAGUAUGAAGGCUGCUUCUUCAAAGACAUCCUUCAUGCACUGUAAUGUCUUCACUUUCAAAUAUCUCAUGAAUAUUAUAUUUUGUAAAAAUAAAUACAAUACUUAAAAAAUUUUCAAACAAACUGUUAGAACAUGUUUACUAUAUAUGUGUCAUGAGAUCUGUUAGGCAACAUUAGACUGAAAUUUAGAGUCAAUUUCCAUGUUUAUUGCUAGAAAGUUGUAAAAUCACACAACACACACAAUUAGGGGGUUACGCUGUAGCGGUAUCCCAUUUUUUGUCAACAGUGUAAACAAUACUGUAAGCAAUAUUUCAUCUGACCUCCUGAGGUUGACAAUAAACAUGUUCUGGAGCAUCUAUUUUCACUUACCAUUUGUUGAACAAUAAAAAUGCUUUAUUUUU
Carassius carassius (crucian carp) is the source of this 3988-nucleotide messenger RNA. Its product is annotated as regulator of G-protein signaling 9-binding protein B-like. Bases 2064 to 2828 code for a protein of 254 amino acids. The record is from RefSeq and is a predicted model, not a curated record. Gene Ontology annotation, cellular component: neuron projection. Lineage: Eukaryota; Metazoa; Chordata; Actinopteri; Cypriniformes; Cyprinidae. Gene Ontology annotation, biological process: G protein-coupled receptor signaling pathway. The transcript is spliced from 8 exons.